AUGACAGAUGAUAAAAUAGAUAUUGAAAGUUUAACAAUAAAUGAAAAGAAAAUAGAAUCGCAUGCUCAUGCAAGUCAAUUAAAUAGUGAUAUACAAGCAAGAUUAUUAGCUUUUCAAAAACAACGAUCUAAACCAAAUCAACAACAACAGCUACAACAACAACAACAACAACAACAACAACAAUCACCUCCAAUUGCAAAAAAUGUUCAGUUCAAUAGUGAUUCAAAUAUAGAAAUAGUAAAUCUUGAGAAAGAAAAACCAUUACCACCAUUACCAUCAUUAAAUAAUAAUCAACCACCAAUUCAACAUAAACCAUUUUCAAGUCCUAAAAUUGAGGUUCAAAAAAAACCAUCAUUAUCGCAAAGAAGAGGAAUGAAAUUGAAUAUGAAUGAUAUGCCAAAAGAUCCAAUACUAAGUCCUGACUCUGAAAAAAAACAUACACCCGGUGAAUUAUCAAGAAGAUUAUCUGAACGAAAGAAAAAACCAAAUUUUAAAUUAAAUUUGGAUAGCGGUGGAAUUUCAAGAAGCAAUAGUCUUAAAGAUAAUUUAUCAAGAUCAAGUAGUUUAAGUUCAACGGAAGAUACUGAUUCUCCAGAAACUGAUUCAUUACAAGGUUUAUUUGCCAAUUACUCGAAAUAUAUAGAUAUAAAAUCUGGUCAGUUAAAUUUUGCAGGAAAAGCUUCAUUACAUAGUAAAGGUGUUGAUUUUUCAUCAGGUUCAAGUUUUAGAGUUUCAUUAGAUGAAUUUGAAUAUUUAGAAGAAUUAGGUAGGGGGAAUUAUGGAUCAGUUUCAAAAGUUUUACAUAAACCAACAAAUGUUUUAAUGGCAAUGAAAGAAGUUAGAUUAGAAUUAGAUGAAACUAAAUUUACUCAAAUUUUAAUGGAGUUAGAAAUUUUACAUAAAUGUGAUUCUCCAUAUAUAGUUGAUUUUUAUGGUGCAUUUUUUGUUGAAGGUGCUGUUUAUAUGUGCAUUGAAUAUAUGGAUGGUGGGUCUUUAGACAAGAUAUUUGGUAAUAAUAUAGGUAUCAAAGAUGAACAAUCAUUAGCUUAUAUAACAGAAUCAGUAACAAGAGGUUUAAAAGAAUUAAAAGAUCAACAUAAUAUAAUACAUAGAGAUGUUAAACCAACAAAUAUUUUAGUAAAUACUCAAGGAAAAGUUAAAUUAUGUGAUUUUGGAGUUUCUGGAAAUUUAGUUGCUUCAUUAGCUAAAACAAAUAUUGGUUGUCAAUCAUAUAUGGCACCAGAAAGAAUUAAAACAUUAAAUCCAAAUGAUGCAACAUAUUCUGUUCAAUCUGAUGUUUGGUCAUUAGGUUUAACUAUACUUGAAUUGGCAGUUGGUCAUUAUCCAUAUCCACCAGAAACUUAUGAUAAUAUAUUUUCUCAAUUAAGUGCUAUAGUUGAUGGAGAUCCACCAAAAUUAGAUCCCAUGAUCUAUUCAUUAGAAGCACACGAAUUUGUAAAUAGAUGUUUAAAUAAAGAUCCUGAUGCAAGACCUUCAUAUAGUGAAUUAUUAGAAUCACCAUGGUUAAAAUUAUAUGGAAAAGAUCAACAUUUAGAUAAACUAGUUCAAAAAAGAUUAAAAGAAAUUGAUGAUGAAAAAAAUGUUAAAAAGAAAAUUGCAAAUUUACCUACAAGAAAUGUUGAUCUGGUUCAAUCGUUACUUCGAGGUAGAGUUAAAGCACCAGCUUUACAUAGAGGUGGUUUACAACAAGCAAAUAAGAAAUUUCUCAAUAAUAAAUAA
This is a messenger RNA of Insectozyma verbasci, 1740 nucleotides long. Lineage: Eukaryota; Fungi; Ascomycota; Pichiomycetes; Serinales; Debaryomycetaceae. The record is from the annotation of a GenBank genome assembly.